AUGAUCAUAUUGAUCCGCCAUGCCCAGUCAGAGGGAAACAAGAAUCGCGACAUCCACCAGUUCAUUCCCGACCAUAGAGUGAAACUAACCCAGCAUGGCUGGACUCAGGCAGAAGAGGCAGGACGACAGCUACGGUCUCUGCUCAAGCCAGACGAUACCCUCCAGUUCUUCACUUCCCCCUACCGUCGCACGCGCGAGACGACCGAAGGCAUACUCCGUACCCUGACCUCCGACGACCCAACACCAUCGCCCUUUCCCCGCAACAAGAUAACCGUCUUCGAAGAGCCCCGGAUACGCGAGCAGGACUUUGGCAACUUCCAGCCAUGUUCAGCGGAGAUGGAGCGCAUGUGGCAGGAGAGGGCCGACUAUGGGCACUUCUUCUACCGUAUACCUGAUGGUGAGAGUGCGGCUGACGCGUACGAUCGAGUCAGUGGCUUCAAUGAGAGCUUGUGGAGAUCGUUCCAGGACGACAACUUUCCCAGUGUUUGCGUCUUGGUCACACACGGGCUGAUGUCGCGUGUCUUCCUUAUGAAAUGGUACCACUGGUCGGUCGAGUACUUCGAAGAUCUCCGUAACGUCAACCACUGCGAAUUCAUAAUUAUGAAGCGAAGCGAGAACAACGGCCGCUAUAUCCUCCAAAACGAGUUACGAACAUGGUCGGAACUCAAGCGCCGUGCUGCGAAGGAGAAGGAAGAGACAAAAAGCGCCACCUCAUCGACGCCGAGCAGGGCCACACCUUUGACUGGCCUGGGCCAAGGAGGCAUCACCGCGUCCCCCACCAUACCCACGCGCCGAUGGGGAGGAUGCGUCAACGGAUGUGACCAUGACAAGAUCAACUACCCCCGUCGACCGAUGCGCAAGAACACUAUGGAGUACAUGGGACAAUCGCAACAGCUGCCCCCGCCAGCAGUCUCACACAUGGAGCCUGUAGAAAGCGAGCAGGAGGACCACCCAGUUGCAGCGCAGCAGACCGAGCACGCUUCCAUUAUCAACGAGCCCUCGCCGGCGAAGUUAUCGCGGAAGCAGAGUACUAAGGGUGCCACUAUGCCGGAAAUGCCUCCAACGCCAGCAUCUCCAAACGAUGCGUCCAACGACGCUACAAGCAGUGACGAAGGGGAAGCAACAUCGUCCAUGUCACGCUCAGGCAGCCAUGCGCAGCCGAGAACUGCAGCUGUCCUCCGCCAUCUACAACCUCACAAGACACCAGGCGAGGGCUUCUCUGAUGACUCCGACUACUUCCCGGGCAUGCAACAAAUACAACACCGCAAGUUCCUCCGAGCAAGCUCUACGCAGCGCAGACAAUCCAAAGAACGCAAACUACAGCGCAAACAGACAGAGCAGAGUUGGAAAGAAGAAUCUGGCAUGGGUAACGGCGUCAGGACUGAUAGACUGGGCGACGGCGAUGCCACCAGCGAUGACGCCGCGUUUGCGAAGGAGAAGGAAGGAGAACCAAUCCUCACGGAAGCGUUGAAAGGCAACAUGAUUGUCGAGAACAGUGAGGAGGAUAGGGAAGCCGGGGAGGAAGAGAAGAAGAUUGGCGAGACAGAGAUUGACAAGAUGCAAGACGCCGAGAGAAAGGGCUUUGGUGAGGUAUAUUGA
Molecule: messenger RNA, 1599 nt
Organism: Alternaria novae-zelandiae
Lineage: Eukaryota; Fungi; Ascomycota; Dothideomycetes; Pleosporales; Pleosporaceae
Exons: 3
Coding region: 1-1599 (532 amino acids)
Molecular function (GO): phosphatase activity
Source: RefSeq, a predicted model, not a curated record